Molecule: messenger RNA, 4087 nt
Organism: Oncorhynchus mykiss (rainbow trout)
Lineage: Eukaryota; Metazoa; Chordata; Actinopteri; Salmoniformes; Salmonidae
Product: 5-hydroxytryptamine receptor 2B
Biological process (GO): vasoconstriction; chemical synaptic transmission; heart development
Cellular component (GO): plasma membrane; dendrite
Molecular function (GO): neurotransmitter receptor activity; G protein-coupled serotonin receptor activity
Source: RefSeq, a predicted model, not a curated record
GAUGCGAAUCCAAACCAGGGGCUCAUCCAACAUGCGGGGAUAAAGGAAAUUCCUCAGAAUGGAAUGCACCGAAGUGAGAUAAUAUUAGCCAAUUAUUUUCCACAAGGGGAGGGCUGCCUAUGACAUUUUAUGAUUUUUGAGGGGUUCUACGUAUAUUAAAACGAGAGCAGGGACAAGAAAAAAAAGCUGCCACAGAAGGAGUCUGAGGAUUGAGUUGUUUGGUGAUGAACAGCACUGUUCAUCCAAUGCGCAAGGUAUUGCGUGAUUGAAAUGUAAGGAUUUAGCAGCUCUGAAUGCGAUGCAAAUGAACUGGACAAACUAAAGGAGAACACACAGGCUUCUGCGUUAGCUGAAGUAGAAACUGGUAUGUUCUAGGGAGUACACAAACCAAAAGACACCGGCGCCUCGACUACGAGUCAGAGAACCAACUCUUCACCUAACAUCCCCUUUACUGUGGUGGUACAAUCUGUGCUUGGAUUACUGCCUGGAACAAGCUCAAGGCGAUCUGUUCAGUUUUGGAGCGGCGGGGCUUUGUCGAUUGUGACGUGGCCCUUUUGGUUUGUACGCGGAGUCUGAGGAUGAGCUACCGCCCUGUGUGCUGGCUCUGAGCUGCCCUCCACUGCCCUCCCCCGUGCCUGUGGGACCCUGUGACCAUGCUGGCCAAGCCCCCUGAGCCAGCCAGAGCAGAACCACGAUCCGUGCCCAGGUCAGCCAUCCCUUCCACAGCAGGAUGUCCCAGCCAGAUGCGGUCCCGCUGGGGACCAACGACUCUGGGGCCGGGGAGGUGGCCGGGGCUCAGCUGCACUGGGCUGCUCUGCUCAUCAUCAUGGUUAUCAUCCCCACCAUCGGGGGCAACAUCCUGGUCAUCUUGGCCGUGUCGCUGGAGAGGAAGCUGCAGAACGCCACCAACUACUUCCUGAUGUCCUUGGCAGUGGCCGACCUGCUGGUGGGACUCCUGGUGAUGCCCAUCGCCCUCAUCACUGUGCUAUACAAUUCCGGGUGGCCUCUUCCGGAGUUCCUCUGCCCAAUCUGGCUCUUCCUGGACGUCCUGUUCUCCACAGCAUCCAUCAUGCACCUGUGUGCCAUCUCACUGGACCGCUACAUAGCCAUCAAGAAACCCAUUCAGCACAGCCAGUAUAAGUCCAGGUCCAAAGCCAUGGCCAAGAUAGCAGUGGUGUGGCUCAUAUCCAUUGGUAUCGCAAUCCCCAUUCCCAUCAAGGGGCUGAGAAACUACCAUCUUCCAAACAAUGUCACCUUUAACAGCAACCACACCUGCCUACUGAAACCAGACAGCUUCCGAGAGUUCAUCAUGUAUGGCUCCAUGACAGCUUUUUUCAUCCCUUUAACCAUCAUGAUGGUCAUCUACCUGCUCACCAUUCAGGUGUUGCGCAAGAAAGCUUUUCUGCUCAGGUCAAAGGUCACCCAGCGCUUCACUCGCCCAACAGUCUCCACAGUCUUCCAGAGGGAGCAGUACAUGGCCUCUCCCACAACUGAGAAACUGCCAGGAAAUCCCACCGCUCCUACCAACCCCAUGACAAAUGAAGAUAUCCCCAUCCGUCGCAUGUCCACCUUGGGCAAGAAGUCCAUGCAAAACCUGACCAAUGAGCAGCGUGCCUCUAAGGUGCUGGGCAUCGUCUUCCUGCUGUUUGUGGUCAUGUGGUGCCCAUUCUUUAUCACCAACAUCACCUCUGUGCUUUGUGCGAGCUGCAACGUCAAUGUGAUCGGCCGUCUGAUGGAGAUCUUUGUGUGGGUGGGCUACGUGUCAUCUGGUAUCAACCCGCUGGUCUACACCCUCUUCAACAAGACUUUCCGCCAGGCCUUCACACGCUACAUCACCUUUAACUACAGCAGCAUCAGUAAUGGGCCAGCCAGCCAUACAAGGGAACAGCAUGGCUGCAGGAAUCUAACAAGGAUCUCCUUCCGUUCAUCUGUGGCGGAGAACUCUAAGCUGUUCAUGAAGCGGGGAAUGAAAAACGGCAUCGGGCCAGUGUGUUAUCAGAGUCAACUGAGCCGAAGGCAAGCACCAAUACAGUCCUCUGGCAGCGUUCUACUGGACACUCUGCUCCUUACCGAGAAUGAGGAUUGCAAAUCCGAAGAGCAUGUCAGUUACUUGUAAGGCCUUUCGGAAAAUGCAAUCAGCAAAAGGGAAACAAUUAGAACCAGAAAGUCAGAUGUAAGAGGCACCCAAGGCUUGAGUUGUGAGCUCCCCAGGGGAUUACCUUCCAUGAGCAUCACAUGGAUUAUUUUCUAGUCAAGAAAACAGUGUGCUCUCAGGGGGGAAACAAAAAUAUGUAGAUUUCUGUCAAACAAAUAAGAGGUCCUCCGUACAGAGAUAGAUGAACAUUAUGCGUAAAAUGAGACAUCAAACAGGUGUGUUGAGGUGGUUGCCCUCAGUAAAAGAUAAGCUGACAAGGGUCAGGUCGGACUGUUCUUAAGAAAGCCGCCAGAGAGAUAAAUACAUAAGGAAUGAAGACAUAUGACUGUCUGGAAACUCUCUCAGUGGAUACAAUGUAUAUUCCAAUGCUAAUCCUGUCACCUUGGGCCAUUUAGUUCUCUGCUAUGGACAAUUUCCAUUGAGGAGAUGGCAUUCUUACCUAUUGAGAGGACAAACACUUCACCUUCACACAAAAUAGUUUAUGAAUACCACCCAUUUUAAUCGCAAUUUUUUGGUAAGUGCUUUUAUGAAUAUUAACAGAUUUAUUGUAUAGUCACAGGUCCUAUUUCCCAAACUGUUAUAGCAUCCAAAUGGAUUAUUAUAUAUAAAAUGCAACAAAGACAAAACCUUUGCAAAUGAGAAGCUUGUAAAAUACAAAUGUAUAGCCUACAGAUGGAUAUGUAUUUAGCAUAACAUUCCUGGUUCAUAAAUUGAUAAAACAGUGCUUUGCUAUAAGAAAAGCCAAAAGUAUGUCUUUUUUUUUUUUUUUACAGUUCUUAAAGGGGCAAUCAGCAGUUGAAACAUAAAAAAUGUUAUCCCCACCCCUGUUCCAGUAAAAAGCUGAGGGAUGGGUCUGGAGAAAUGUAACCACUCAAAUUCAUAGGCAGAGCUAUGGAUGCAAGGACUGACCAUCUACGAUAUCCAAACUAUUGUUUUAGCCACGUUUUGAAGCUAUAAACAGGGUCUGACAUUGACUAUGCCCGAUGGAUCUCGUCAGUCACUGGCCCAGUAACUUGAAGACUACACGCAAUAAAGUCAAGCAAUAUGAUUGACCGUUCAUUGAAGCUCCACUUGUUCCCGCAGGUCACAACUACAGCACAUUAAAUGUAAAAAAUGUUUUAUUAGCUGAUGGCCUUUACACAGCACACACACACACACACGAGCUAUCCUGAGCAAAAUAAAUGGUAAUUAAUCCAUUCGCUGAGCUCCUUUACUUUAGGGAAAGGGAUUUACAAGCAAUAGCAAUAUGCUGGCUACUGUUGAUAGUCUGCUAAAAUAAAGCUACAAAAAGACACCUAGCAUGUGUCUUGGCUAGCCUACUGUAGCGAGUUGAUAUAUUUUGGAAUGUUUGUCUUAAAAAGGGGCAGUGUCCUAUUUUGGGAUGUAAAAAAUCGUCUCAAAAUGACAUACUUUAGAAUAAAAUGAAUGCAUUUAAUACAAUUCUAAAGAAUAUAGAAAGGACUUGCAUUGCAACAUUAUAUUACACAGCUUUUUAAUAACUAGAUGUAGCCUAUUAAUAGCUGAAUAUAGAGAGAAGCAUGGCAAUCUACAGGCCCCAAUGCAUUUAAAAACUACACCAAGUUCUGGCAAUCAUCAAUUUUUAUUGCCAGUAAGAACUUCUGGAGUACAGACCCCCAGAAAUCAUCCGAUCUCCCUCAAGUGGUAAAAUAAAACAUUUUUAUGUAUAAUUUGUAUGGAGGCAUACUUAGACAAAAAAAAUGACACUAAAUGAUAAUUAAGAAAUUGUUUAAAAUCUUGGAGGUGAAUGUUGGAAUUAAACAAUUAACUAUGCAAAUGAGCAAAAGAUGUGUGCAUUCAGGAAACAGACGCCAGGCUCAAAUAGAAACCUGUCUCUAAUAAGCGCCCGUUUUGUUCAGUAAUUUAAACAAAUAAAACGCAAAGGCUGUUAAAUUGACAUUUUACAGUGGAAUA